AUGCAGACGAAGCAGAAAAAGCCAAAGUGGAGAAAAAAAAUUCUCCAAAUCAGAGAUGCAAAGGGACAGUCUAACAACAACUGGGGACAUGUUGCCCUGAUUGAUGGACUUUCAAGUACGAAGGGAAGUUUGUUUGGUGAUGACUUUGGUCUCCAUGACAAUGUGUCAAGAAUCAACAUAUUAGAAUUUCUUAAACUACUACCAAUUACAAAGGCACGAAGAAAGUACUCUGCAAUGGAAACACUGAGCCACGAGGCUCCCUUCUAUGAUAACCUUUCUGCUGGAGAGACUCCUCCAAGUCCAACUACACCAUUGCAGGAUCCACAGGAGAAGAAACAGCUAUCUGUUGAGGAAGAAGAAGAGGAAGAAAAUGAGGUAAAAGCAAAUACUUUAUUGGAUCUAAAUGCCCCUGGUGAUGAUUCUGCUAUUGGGUGCAGUCGAGUGCUGAAUCUCAUCACGUGUUUGGACACGGAUUUGUCAUCAGAAAACCCCCAUGAGCCACGAGUGUUCUCUUGCAACUACUGCCAGAGAAAGUUUUACAGUUCACAAGCUCUUGGGGGACACCAAAAUGCUCACAAAAAAGAGAGGUCAAUUGCAAAGAGAGGUCACAGAUCAGGAUCACGCAUGAUGGCCUCAGCAACAGCUUUUGGGAUUCCCUUUCUCCACAAUCACCUUCCUCACUAUGCUACCAUGGCUUCUCUGCCUCUCCAUGGUGCUUGUAGCAAUAAACCACUUGGAAUUCAGGCUCACUCUAUGAUUCACAAGCCUCCUCCUCCUUCUUCUCAUAUUUCAUUCAAUGGGUUUGGAAACACUUUUGGACAGCUUCAUGCGUGGUCAAGACCCCUUAUCACCCAACAACCUAGAAUAGGGAAGUUAACGAUGGAAAGUUGUCACAAAACAUCACGAGGCAGCGUUGGGAGAUUCGAAGCGGUGAGCACCAUGCUCAAUCCAGCAGGUAAUGAAGAAGCCAGUGGAUAUCUGGUUAGUGGAAUUACUCGUUUGAAGACUAGUCAAGAAGAAAAGAAGCACCUUGACUUGUCCCUAAAGCUCUAA
Messenger RNA from Sphenostylis stenocarpa, 1053 nucleotides. The record is from the annotation of a GenBank genome assembly. Lineage: Eukaryota; Viridiplantae; Streptophyta; Magnoliopsida; Fabales; Fabaceae.